This is a messenger RNA of Oikopleura dioica, 654 nucleotides long. Lineage: Eukaryota; Metazoa; Chordata; Appendicularia; Copelata; Oikopleuridae. The record is from the annotation of a GenBank genome assembly.
AUGUGGAACAACCAGCUUCGAGAAAUCCUUCCCGGCGUCGAAGAUGUCAAUCUCGCCUUGAUCGGUGAUAACGUCGCCGACAAUGUCGAUGUUGAACCCUGGAUAUACUACUUUGUCAUCCAAAUCGUCUUUGACGAGGCUAAGUGGACGGCAGAUGUUCUAGAUAAGGUCAGAGCAGUUUUUCCAAACUCUGCAGGUCGAGAUGAUGAGGUCUUUUACAAUGCGAUGGUGGCAAAUCCCGACUUGGUUUUGGUCGAAGAUCAGAUGAUCAACACCGAGAACUGCAAAAGCGAGGAAAAAGAAUGCCGCAAGAUUGACGUCGUUCAAGAAUUCUGCUUCACCAACUCUUAUUACUUCUUCGAUGUCACCAACGAAGCAGCUCUCGAAGAAGCCAAAGCAGAUUUCUCAUCCGACUUCGAAGCUGGUUUCGAGUCCUACAGAACCAACGCAACUAUUUCAUCGGAGAACACCGUGAAUUUUUAUGAAAGCAACUUCAACGGAAAAUUUACUUUUGAAGUGACUUCGAUUACUGAUAUCAGUGAAAAGGUCUCUACUUUCCAGAGCAAGUCGAAUUUCAACGAAGCUGGGAUUGAUGGACCGGAUACUCAUAUUUCUGGACAAACUUAUUACAAGAAACGAUUUCAAAAUCAAUGA